This is a messenger RNA of Aspergillus caelatus, 1107 nucleotides long. RefSeq lists its product as uncharacterized. Lineage: Eukaryota; Fungi; Ascomycota; Eurotiomycetes; Eurotiales; Aspergillaceae. The coding region runs from base 475 to 810 and encodes 111 amino acids. The transcript has 4 exons. The record is from RefSeq and is a predicted model, not a curated record.
GAUCGACUGCGUUACUAGAGCAGCAUCGCCCUCCAUAUAAUAUUCUCGGGGUGUUGAUUUCCAGCCGAAUCAAUUAUCGUGGUCUGAUUGCAUCGUGUAUUGUGGGAUAUCAUAUUUCGUUGUUGUUAGACGCAUGCUUUUGGUAUUUCUGGACUCCUGCGACUCCUCUGUUGUUGUCGCAUGACGGUGACAGAUCGCUGCGAGUUUGCCUAGCAGCCUAUACUCCUCAAUAGUCUUUGCUCUGAGAAAAUAAACGCAAGUCCUGCAUCAUACCUAUCAGGCUUUCACCUGUACAUUAUCCCUUUUCUAACUCAGACUACUUACGGAUUUGAGCUCAAAAUCAUCUGCCACAUGUGACAUGCAUCGGGAAAUGGAAGAAAUGGAAGUCUAUCAGCUUCCAGCUUCCAGCUGUUCAUACAUAGAGGUUUAAAGGGCCAUACCCCACCCGCACAGCACUCCGUUGCCGAUGACCCCAUGACAGUUCUUCCACGGGAAAGUGAAAAAUAUUGGAGACGCAUUCAAUUCAAACCGAAGAACAGAUUCGCCAAGCUCCAUACGUCAACGCAUCAGACUCCUGACAUCGCUCCUUCCCUAGACAAAAUCACGAGGAUAAGUCAGGAUAUUAUCAUGCUGACUCGGGAAUCAUCGGCAUUCAGAUACGACAAGGCCGAUGACAUUAUUUUACCUCCGCUAAGCGAAAUUGAUGAUAUCAUCCGUCUGCAGCUCAUGCUGUCAGCAGAGCUUUCCCGGCUAUAUGCCGCUCUUUCCAACAACAAUCAACACUCGAUGCAGUGUACUAGCCACCUUUAACCAUCCUGUCAGUCACGGCCCCCCCUAUCCGUGCAAUCCGCUUCUUUUCGAGACGAUCGACGGAAAGCCGUCUAGCAUCCUCCGACUCUGUCCACACAAGGAAUACUAUAUCUGGAGGAACGAAGUGUGGGCAUUCAUCGGUAGUGUCAACAGCGCACUGAGAGAAUAUUCCUACUAAGAUCACCACGCAACUAUUCAGCAUCAGGAGGCGUGAAAUACAUAGUGGGACAACGGCAUUGGCUACAUGAAGGAACUGGCCCCAGUGUCGAAGGAUUGUGGAAGAUUCUUGCAGGCUAU